UUGUACAAAUCAAAAGAAAUCAGUAGAAAAGUAACUAGAACUAGAUUUCAAGUCUGAGCAUUUUGUUCUGCUUUGUUUUAUUUUCCAGAUCGACAUUCUAGCCAAAGAUGAUGUUUUCUGUGGCUUGAGACUUGCAGUCACAUAUUUCUACAAGCCAAAAGCAUGGCUUCUCCUCGCCUUGAGACCUUCUGCUGUCCAAAUCGUGAUGCUGCAACGGAUUUUAUCAUCAACUUCCAGCCUAUUUUUUUCACCUCUAUGUGUGCAGGAAGUGCCGGGGUGAGCAUCAUCUUCUCUUUCCUGCAGAUUCUUCCCAAAAGGAGAGGGUACAGGCGAUUUGGGAUGUACCCACUCCCAAAGCCAGCCUCUUCAUCCAGGAUUCUCUUCAUCAUAAGCGUGUGCGAUAUUCUAGGAUGUGUGGGAAUAAUCUUAAGAUCAUCAGUCUGGCUCGGCGUUCCCAGCAUCAUCAGGGAAAUUUCAGUCACUAACAGCAGUAACGUGUGGCCUGAGGUUUUCUGCGUGGGCAGCGCUAUGUGGAUCCAGCUCUUCUUUAGUGCUUCCUUCUGGUGGAUGUUCUGCUAUGCGGUGGAUGCAUUUCUGGUGGUCAAACGAUCAGCUGGAAUCAGCACCAUUGUUCUGUAUCAUAUGAUCACAUGGGGUUUGGCGGUGCUGUUGUGUGUUGAAGGUGUAGCAAUGCUUUAUUACCCCUCCCUUUCAAGUUGUGAAAAUGGCCUUCAGCACGCCGUCCCUCACUACAUCACCACUUAUACUCCAAUGCUGUUGGUGCUUUUAGUCAAUCCAAUCCUCUUCUCACUCACUGUCACAGCUGUUACAUCACUACUGAAAGGUCGUCAAGGAAUUUACACAGAAAACGAGAGACGUUUAGGAGCAGAAAUCAAAAUGCGCUUCUUCAAAAUUCUCCUGGUCUUUGUUAUCUGCUGGCUGCCCAACCUGAUUAAUGAGAGUUUGUUAUUUUACCUGGAAAUGCAACCUGAUGUUCAAGCUGCUGAGCUAAAAAAUGUUCGUAAUGCAGCUCUCAUCACUUGGUUCAUUAUGGGCAUUCUGAACCCCAUGCAGGCCUUUUUGAACACAUUGGCCUUCCAUGGCUGGACAGGAUUUGACAUUGUCCUGAAUCUACAGAGGCGCUGUGAGGUACCGUGGGACUCUGCUUCCACUUCACUUGCAACGGCUGGAGGUUACAAUCCCAUGAUGUCAUCCGCCCUGCUCUAUCAGAGCCAUGUUCAGGAUGGGAAGAAGAUGGGGAACGGACACCAACUUUCAUCCGAUGCAGUCAGCAUACUGUCUGAAAGUUCCACUUCUAGUCCACUUGAAAUCCACAUUUCAAGUGAACUUCAAGACCGUGAGGAAGCUGAAGCAGGAGCAGUGGAAGAGACACUGAGGCAAUAGAUGAUGAGUCUCUUCCAGAACAUUCUCUGAAACUCUGCAGAACAUGGAUAAACAGUGUCUGAUUACACACCCUUAUUCUGGAGCGGUGCUUCUCUCAGAAAGAGCUUUUCCUUAAUUCUGUUUAUAGAAAUAAAUUCUAGGUAGUGAAAUAAGUACAGCUAAAUGAGCUUUUAUUUACACAGUAGAUUAUAACCUUUUAGCACAAACAAUCUGUUCAUUCUGAAUCAUGUGUUUUAUAUUCAAUCGCAUCUCUCCUACAGCCCACAGGCUUCUCUUCACUGUAGAUGCUCCCUGCACAGGAGGGUUAUGUCAUCACGUGACUUAAUGUGUACACAUAUUUAUAUAACAUGGAUACAUUUCGGGUUUUAUGAUCUAGUGAAUAGGAUAUGUGGAGCUACGGUGCCAAAAAGGUAUAAAAUAAAACAGGCAACACAUUUCCUUCUGUGAGUUCUGAAGACUAAAGUGACUUACAUUUUUGUACUCCCCAUUAAAGGAAAGCUGUGAAUGUCGUCUCACACGUUUAUCAUGAUGUGGCUGGUUCUCAAAUACCUCAGUUUUUAAUUGCAACAUCAGGUAACUCCAUAAACUAAAGAAAGUAAAGAAGGACAAAAAAAAAACUAUUUUCUUCUCAUAUUCGAGACAGUAUAUCGAGACAGCCUGAGCCCUGGACAUAGGUUAAGAGGUAUUCGACCAACGCUCGUAACAUGUAAUUCUUACCUUCCCCUAUACUCAGGAAAUUGCGGUGACCUCCUCAACCCCUUAACCUUUUCUGUAAUCAAACAGCACGUGUCCAGCCUCAUUUCCAGAACGAAAAACAACAAAAAGCUAAACAGAAGGGUAGAAAUAAUUUUAAAUUCUACUUCCACGUCUGUUUUGGAAAAGAAAGUUCCAGCUUUAAGUAUUCUAAAGCUCUGACACUGAAGACUCCUUCCAUCAGUGUUAAAUUCUCCUUACACAAUCUUAACCGUGUCACUGAUUGCACACGGUUUCAUCAAGUUUUGACUGUGAUUAUGAUGCGAGAUGAGGUGGUGCUAUUCAUUUGUCUGUCAGGAGUAACUUCCAGUGUAAGGAAUUCUUUAUUCACUUUUAUUCUUUGUGUAUGUAUACUAUGCUCAUGUGUGUAUUGUCAUGUAUUACA
This is a messenger RNA of Neoarius graeffei (lesser salmon catfish), 2542 nucleotides long. It is a transcript of the gene gpr143, whose product is annotated as G protein-coupled receptor 143. Gene Ontology annotation, biological process: regulation of calcium-mediated signaling; G protein-coupled receptor signaling pathway; cell surface receptor signaling pathway. The transcript is spliced from 9 exons. Gene Ontology annotation, cellular component: melanosome membrane; plasma membrane. The record is from RefSeq and is a predicted model, not a curated record. Bases 163 to 1404 code for a protein of 413 amino acids. NCBI's taxonomy places the organism in Eukaryota, Metazoa, Chordata, Actinopteri, Siluriformes, Ariidae. Gene Ontology annotation, molecular function: L-DOPA binding; L-DOPA receptor activity; dopamine binding.